This is a messenger RNA of Gloeophyllum trabeum ATCC 11539, 372 nucleotides long. RefSeq names its product DNA-binding domain of Mlu1-box binding protein MBP1. The annotation marks the transcript as partial. NCBI's taxonomy places the organism in Eukaryota, Fungi, Basidiomycota, Agaricomycetes, Gloeophyllales, Gloeophyllaceae. Gene Ontology annotation, molecular function: transcription regulator activity; DNA binding. Gene Ontology annotation, cellular component: MBF transcription complex; SBF transcription complex. The transcript is spliced from 6 exons. The record is from RefSeq and is a predicted model, not a curated record.
AGCGCCGACGGCGCAAAGUACAAACCAUACCCGAGUUCAAACCACCAAGUCAAUACCGCGCGUUACAUCACUAGCAAUGAUCCUCGUGGAUACAUCCCGGUCUACGAGUACCCCCUGAAUGGCCAGUGGAUCAUGAUGGACAUGGACGACGGCUACAUCUUAUGGACGGGCAUCUGGAAGGCUCUUGGAAACUCCAAAGCGGACAUCGUACGGAUGGUCGAGUCCCAGCCGGACCUCGCAUCGCGCAUCCGCCGCGUCCGCGGCGGGUAUCUCAAAAUCCAAGGAACAUGGCUCCCGCACGACGUCGCCCUGCAACUAUCCCGCAGAGUCGCCUACCCAAUCCGCGACGAACUAAUUCCCUUCUUCGGGUGA